AGUUUCCCAUCUUCACUCACUGUGUAGCGGGAAACACCACUCUUUUCUCUCUCUCUCUCACAGUCGUCGCCAUAGCCACACUCUCACUCUCACAGCGUUCUUCAACGCUGUGUUUCACCAAGAUCAACCCUAUUUCCAUGCUCUCCACUUCAAACCAUGUCUCGCGUCAACUAUGAAGCUGAUCGAAUGUUAGACGAGUACAUCCAUGAUUAUUUCGUGAAGAGACAGUUACAUGCUUCUGCAAGCACAUUUCAGACUGAAGGAAAUGUCUCAACGGAGCCUGUUGUCAUCGACGCACCUAAUGGCUUUCUCUUUGAGUGGUGGUCAGUCUUUUGGGAGAUAUUCGUUAAUAGGACAGGUGCGAGGCGCUCGGAAGCCGCAGUGGCUUACCUUAAGAUGCAACAAAUUAAGGCUCGAGAAAUGCGGCAGCAGCGAGAGCAAGAGCUUCCGAAUCCAAAUCAGAAUCAACAAACACAAAUGCAGCUGCCUGCUCUGCAGCAGCAAUGUAUAGGUGGAACUCAAUUUGUUAGUGGCUGUGCUAACUGUCCUAUUCACAAUAAUCCUUUGAUGAGAAAGAACCAAGCAAUUUGUAAUGUUAUGCCAAUCAAAAUGUAUGAUGACAAGUUGAAGCUUCACCCCCAGAGAGAUGCUUUUGAUGAUGCCACCAUUAAGCAAAAGGAAACUGAUAAAGUUGGCCAGCUUCUGGACUCAAAUCAUGCCUCUUUGUUGAAAGGACAGACUACAACUACAGGACAAACAUUUCUCUGUACACCUAGCAUUUUGCCCGCGAAUGUUCAAGCUCAAAAUCAGACCCAGCAACUUCCAGGGUCUAGACAAGGAUUCGAUCAAGUUCGCUCAGGAUUUGUGCAGCAGAAUAAUUCGAUGCAGUCUGCAUCUUUCAAUCAAUUUUCCCGACAGCCGCAAUUUAUGCUUCAGGCACAGCAGAAUUCAGUUUUACCAUCUGUCUGCGAUCAUGAGAGCAGAAAACUCAGACGGUAUUUUAAAAUUCAAACUAUGGGUCUCGAGAGAGAUGGCCAGUCAGAUUUUGUAAGUGAUUCAAUUCCUAAUAUUGGAAGAUCUGCACAAGCUGGUUCCCCUUUAUUGCUUCACCCUGACUCAGAUAUGUCCCUUCAGCAACAAGUUCAAAAGAGUAUUCAGGAGUUUCAACCUUCACAGCAUCCUCUUUCAAGCCAGAAGUCUCAGUGUCUCCAGCGGCAAGCAAAAAUUGGCUCUGAAAGCAUGAUAGUAGAUGGAAAUGACCAGGCUUCCAAAAGAAAAAUCGGGCGAAAGCGAAAGCCUGCAUCAUCUUCAGGCCCUGCCAAUAGCUCAGGAACUGCAAAGGCCACAGCAUCAUGUAUCAGUUCACCUUCUACACCAUCUGCACAAACACCAGGAGAUGUUAUGACAGCACCGACUGUGCAACAGAAUGGCUUGGGCUCACUUACAUCAGCACAGAAUCAAUUGGAUGAUAUGGAGCACAUUGUGGAUGGUGAACAUUUGGGUGACAAUGUUAAGUCAGACUUAUCUCCUGAUGCAGCAGUCAAUAGACAAAGUGUUGAUCAAGAAUUCUCAUUUAAGGAGAUCAAGUUUGUAAAGGCAAGUUCACAUAAAGUUGAGUGUUGUCACUUUUCAUCAGACGGAACACUGUUUGUUACUGGUGGCGAUGAUAGAAAGGCUUCUUUGUGGUGCACAGAAUCCUUUAACCUGAAAUCUACAUUUGAAGAGCACACUCAACAGAUAACUGAUGUUCGAUUUUGUCCAAGCAUGUUGCAUAUUGCUACAUCCUCAGCUGACAAGACUGUUAGGGUUUGGGGCGCUGAUAAUCCUGGUUAUUCUCUUCGAACUUUCUCAGGACAUGCAUCAACUGUAGUUUCAGUAGACUUUCACCCCAGUUGUAAUGACCUUAUUUGCUCUUGUGACAAUACUGAGAUAAGAUACUGGAAUAUUAAAGAGGGUAGUUGUGCUAAGGUUUUCAAGGGCGGUGCUACUCAGAUAAGAUUUCAGCCUUGUAUGGGAAGUCUUCUUGCAGCUGCAAAAGAUAAGUUCAUAUCCAUUUAUGAUGUGGAAACCCUGCGUUGCAGACUUAAAUUAAAGGGCCAUAAUGACCCUGUUCGCUGUGUGUGCUGGCAUCCUUCCGGAGAAUAUUUGGCAUCUCUUAGUGAUGAUCAGGUAAUAAUCUGGAAUGUUGCACCUGGUAACGGAAGGAUCACUCAUGAAUUAAUCUUACCUGGGAAAAACAUGAACACCUGCGCUUUCCAUCCCUUACAUAAUGUGCUUGUCAUUGGCUGCAAUGAGACUCUUGUGCUGUGGGACUUCAGUCAGAACCAAACCAUGACGUUGCUGCGUGCACAUAACAGUCUCGUAUCUUCCUUGGCAGUAUCCAAUGUUACUGGGUUGGUGGCUUCAGUUAGUCAUGACAACUAUUUCAAAAUCUGGAAGUGAAUGAAUGGCACUUUGCCUACUCCUUAAGCAAACAUAGGGGUUUUUUGUACAUGUCCUUUUUGCUCCUACUUCCUUACAGAAGUCAUAUGUACAUAACAGUAAAAGGGAUGUUUUGGUUUUGAUCCCUGUCCUCGUUUGCCCAUGUAAAAGACACAAUCCUUGUGACAACUUUGCUUUUACUUGGGUUUAGAUAUAGCAAAUGCCAAAGGGUAUUUAAUGAAAGUGGUAAAACCUCAGAAGAACUCAAGUUAACUCUUUUUUUGUGAUUUACUUGGGAUACAGCUUUGAUAGUUGAUAUA
This is a messenger RNA of Lotus japonicus, 2741 nucleotides long. RefSeq names its product transcriptional corepressor LEUNIG-like. The record is from RefSeq and is a predicted model, not a curated record. NCBI's taxonomy places the organism in Eukaryota, Viridiplantae, Streptophyta, Magnoliopsida, Fabales, Fabaceae. The coding region runs from base 157 to 2442 and encodes 761 amino acids. Gene Ontology annotation, molecular function: protein binding; transcription corepressor activity. The transcript is spliced from 16 exons.